Molecule: messenger RNA, 1467 nt
Organism: Fonsecaea nubica
Lineage: Eukaryota; Fungi; Ascomycota; Eurotiomycetes; Chaetothyriales; Herpotrichiellaceae
Exons: 1
Coding region: 1-1467 (488 amino acids)
Biological process (GO): proteolysis
Molecular function (GO): aspartic-type endopeptidase activity
Source: RefSeq, a predicted model, not a curated record
AUGAAACCCUCUGUCGCAGUGGUGGCUGCCGCUACAUUGGCCGCCCCUCUAGUCUCGGCCAUCCACCUCGCUCCCCGCUCCACCUCGAGUUCGCCUAGAACAAUCGGCCUACCUAUUGAGCGAAGACAUGUUCCCGACAUCCUCGCCCACGAAAGAUCUCGCCUAAGGAAACGACAAACGCAACGAACUGUCGAACAGACGCUGGACAAUGAACAGUCCCUCUACUACGCCAACAUCACGCUGGGGACUCCAGCCCAGUCGUUACGCAUGCACAUAGACACGGGCAGCUCGGAUUUAUGGGUCAACGUUGCCAGCUCUUCUUUUUGCGGGUCUAGCCAAGAUCCCUGCGAGGGGGGCACGUACGACUCCUCGGCCUCGUCGACAUACAAGCUUGUGAAUGACCAAUUCAACAUCUCCUACGUCGACGGCACAGGAGCUGCGGGUGACUACGUGGCCGACACCUUGCAAUUUGGCGCCGUUACGCUGACAGACUUCCAAUUUGGGAUUGGGGAGACGUCCUCCUCACAGCAGGGUGUGCUGGGUAUUGGUUACAUGGCAAAUGAGGUUCAGGUUCAACGUGCGGGACUGGACCCCUAUCCAAAUUUACCAGAAGCCCUUGUCCGAGGUGGCCACAUUGCCUCCAAUGCGUACAGUCUUUGGCUCAACGACCUGGACGCCUCAACAGGCGAGAUUCUCUUCGGCGGCGUCAACACGGCAAAGUACGAAGGAGAACUCGCCACCAUACCCAUCAUCCCCAGCAAUGGCGUCUAUGCCCAACUUACCAUUGCCCUCACAGGCUUGGUAAGCUCUGGCAAUGACCUCUCUUCCUCGUCAUCGUUGCCCACGGCCGUCCUCCUCGACUCGGGCGCCACUCUUAGCUACUUGCCCAAUGACAUCACCCAGGACAUCUACAACCAAGUCCAGGCUGUAUAUCAAAGCGAUAUCGGAGCCGCAUAUGCUCCCUGCAGUCUGUCCUCAUCUACUGCCACAAUCGACUUCACCUUCUCCGGCCAAACCAUUCGGGUUCCAUUCGACGAGUUGUUCCUUGACGCAGGGACAAACAACUUUGGCCAGCCUUUGACCUUCGAGAACGGCGAGGAAGCCUGCUUGUUCGGCAUUGCCCCAGCUCAAAACUCGUUGGCCGUCCUUGGGGAUACCUUCUUGAGGAGUGCCUACGUGGUCUACGACCUGGCCAACAAUGAGAUCUCCCUCGCGCAGACCGUCUUCAAUUCCACGGGCGACAACAUCCAGGAGAUCACGACUGGCGAGAAAGCGGUUCCCAAUGCGACACCGGUUUCAAGUCCCGUCACUGACGUGUCUGCGGGCACGGGGGGAGCCAGGCUUGGUACUGCCACUUCCAGCACCCCGUUGGGCGAUACCAACUCCGGCUCCCUGGACAAGGGCAGCGCACGACCGAUGGCUACCAUGGUGGCUGCUAUUGUGGCCGUUGCCGCACUUGUCGUAUGA